UAUUCACUCUCUACUUUUUGUUGUGCUUCUAAUCUGUUUCCCACGCUGUAGAUUAGGUCCCGUUACAAACUCUCUCCAAAAUCCCCAAUUCCUUCCCUAAAACCCUAAUUUUCAAUUCCCCAAAUCCUAGCUCACCAGCCAUACAAAACCAUCCUCCGCAUUUUUAAUGGACAAAUCCGAUGAUAAAGACGAGCCAGUGGCUGCUAUGGAGCUUAGCCCCGGCGAUUCCCGGUCACCCGUGCGGCGCUGUGUUCGCCGGAGGUUGGUUCAGUCCACGCUGUUCCCGCAGAAACCCCUAGAACACGAAGAGAACGGGUAUCAGAAGGGUGAGAAGGGUUGUUGCGAUGAUGAGGGCGGUGAGGACGAGGAAUUCUGUGGGAGUCAAAGCAAGAAGAAGAGGAAGCCCAAAGGGAAAUCAAUGCCUCAACUUAUAGCUCCUAAGAAGAUGAAGGAGAAACGACCGGUGAAUACUACACCCAAGAAAACAUUGACUAAUUUAAAAAAGUGUGAAGAUGCAUCGCCGCCAAUGCCUGAUCUGCGGUUAGAGGCAAAGAUGUCAGCUAAGGAAAAUUCACGGAUGUUUGCAGGGAAGCAAAUGCAUCCUUUUUUCUCAUCUUGGAAAGCGGGUAAGAGUAAUCAAGAGGUGACUGAGGUGGAGGGUAGUUGUUGCUUGUUUGAGAGAAGGGAUAAAGGAAUUACGUGUGGCCCAAUUCACAUAUUUGAAACGACUCAAGAAGAUACAACAUAUAUUGACUGGAGAAACUGGGCAUUUUGCGAGGACACGUUUUGUAAUGCCAAUCAUGGUCUAGAAAACAAAUCUUUGUCAGUUUAUGAAGGCUCUGUUGAGUGCUUACAUAUUGAUAAGCUUCCCAUCUUUAUACAUCCCUGCAAUGCAUCAACCUUACAGAAUGAAGUUUCUUCUGAUCAGCGUGUUAGUCAACAAGAACAUUCACCUGAAGUGGACCAUGAGUGGGAUAAAGUUGGUUUAUUUUUUAGGCAUAUGGGCUGUCUAAGAAAAUCAGAUACUGAGCUGCAAAGUAGAUUUCUUCAGGAGAGGAUGAUAUCAUACUAUGCUGGUUCUGAUAAUCAGCUUGAGGAUGGUUUAUGGACAUCUAAGUACAAGCCCAAGAAGGCCAUGGAGGUAUGUGGUAAUGAUGAAGCUGUGAGGUUUUUGAGUGAUUGGCUACAGCUUUGGCGUGCAAAAGGCUCUCACACUAGCAAAGACGAGACUGUUAGUGGUCAACGUGGCAUGGAAAAUGAUGACUAUUACUGUUCUUACAAGGACUCUGAUUCAGAAGACAUAGAUGAAGAGGAUACUCUAAAGAAUGUUCUCUUAGUUACAGGACCAGUUGGGAGUGGGAAGUCUGCAGCUAUCUAUGCUUGUGCGCAAGAGCAGGGGUUUGAGGUCUUGGAGUUAAGUGCGUCAGAAUGUCGGAAUGGGGCUCUUGUGAAGCAGCGGUUUGGGGAGGCACUAGAAUCCCAUCGGCUCAAAAGGUCACUGGGACAUCCUGUGCAAUCACAGAACAAACCCAUUGUGAAAUCUACCCUGGCUCUACCCAAUGGUAAUGCAUCACAAGAUUCUGAAACUGAGGCUGUUGAAGUUGUACCCUUAUCAGACGAGGAAGCUCCCCAUGACAAGAUUGGAGCCUCCGGAAAUUUCAUGUACAAGGAGGAUGGAACUGCCUGUGAUCAAGUUGAAGUUAAGCCAUUGAUUCUAUUUGAGGAUGUGGAUAUUGCUUUUCUUGAAGAUCGUGGUUUUAUUGCUGCAAUACAACAAAUAGCUGAAACGGCGAAGGGACCCAUGAUUUUGACCAGCAAUAGUAACAAUCCUGUGCUGCCAGACAAUUUAGACAGGCUACAAGUGUAUUUCACAUUGCCACCAUCGAAAGAGGUGCUUUCUCAUGUAUAUAUGGUUUGUGCUACCGAAGGAGCCAACAUCCAACCUCAUUUACUAGAGCGAUUAGUUGGGUCUUGUCAUGGUGAUAUUAGGAAAGUCAUUAUGCAUCUUCAGUUCUGGUGCCAGGGUAAAGCAUUUAAAGAAGAUAGGGAGGUUCAGAGAACAUAUGGUUCGCUGCUAUUUGAUGUUGAAGCUGGCCACAAGAUGCUACCUAAGAUUAUCCCCUGGGAAUUCCCUUCUCAGUUAUCUGAGCUAAUUGAUAAGGAGAUCACCAAGUCACUAUCAAUGAUGGAAGAAAAUCCUAGUUUAAUGGAAGUAGUUGAGGAAGACAAAAAGGAAAUGCAGGAAGAUCUGGAUGCAUGUGAUAAUGAAACACACAGUAUAGAGACCAGGAAGUUAGAAAUGUUGGACAGGAAUGGCUCUGUUCAAGAUUGCAAUGAAUUCAUAGCUCAAUUUGGUGGAUUAUCUAACCCUUCAGGCACCCCUGUCAAUCCAUCUCGGCAAAAUUUUCGAAGGAAACUUAAUGUGGUGCUGUCUUCUGAUUCUGAAGAUGAAUAUUUAAGUGAUGGGAAUCCUGUAGUUUUGGAUAAAGAUGCUAACAAUAAAGGAUCCCAAGGAGUCAACAGCAGCUAUCCCUCAUAUCAUCCGUUCACUGAAAACUGCUCAAGUCCAUUAACUGAAAAGCUGUUUUCUAGAGUGAAAUAUUUGGAAGAAACAUGUCAUCACCGCUCAGAAAGACUGGAUUCUAUACAAAAUGAUGAAACAUGCCAGUCAUUUGAUGUAUCGUGUGUGCCAGAGUCAACAUAUGUUCCUGAAAGUGUGAUAGAUGAUGUGACAGAGCUGUUGUCUAGAACAGUAUCCUGUGGUCAUGUUGCUAAUACCUUAGAAUUUUCUGUGAGCAGUGAGUCAAUCCAGACCCUGUUACCAGUUGAAGCGCACAAUCUUGAUAAACCUAUGCGCAGAUUACGGAAAAGAUCAGAGAUGCAGGGAAAUAAUUGUGAUGCAAAUCCAGAAUUUUCUCAUGAAGUGGAGCUGGAAGAUUAUCAGGAUGAAAAUGUGGAGGCGACAGGUCAUCAAGUGAUGGAUGAAUGCAGUCGCAUGGAUUUCUAUAGGGGCUCCAAAUUUGUAGAGAAGCCCAGGUUGUCCAUGCUGACGGAUUUAGUACAAGAAUCAUGGAUAAAACUCCGUAGCUCCCGCACAGAUCUAAGGCAGUACGUUGCCUUAGAAAAAGAAGAUGCAAUUGAAAGUAUCGAACUUGCUUAUGCUAUGAGCAAUCUGAUAUCAGAAGUUGACCUCUUGCUUUCUGACUGUCAAUUGUUAGAUUCUUUGGAACCAUCUACAGUCCCUCCUGAGGGAUCAGAUGCAUUCAGCUGGUGUGAUGAGCAAAUACAGAUGACAUCAUCAAUUGCACAGCAUGGUUUUUGUUUUUAUGCAAAAGACAUAGCUGCUGUAGGAUCAAAGAUGGUUUCUGAGAGCAGUGCCAAUUUGCCCUCAGAGAUGUUGGCUUCCACAACUGAUAUGAUGGCAUUGGGUAAAUUAAUUGGACAGGAUAUGAGAACAAGUAGAACAUUGUAUGUUGCAAGGGAUUUAAAGAUGAUUCUGGGUCCACCUAAAAGUGACUUUUCAAAUAGUGAAAUGAAUUCGAGUCUUUUUAAUAUAAUCCAGUCCAUACUUCCUGCAAGAUCAUACUUGACAGUGAGAGAUGUCAGAUUCUAUGAGUAUCUUUCUUCAUUGCGUCUCAUUUCAAGAUCAGAAGCUUCCCGUUUGUCUGAAGGCACUGAGAAGACCAGAAGACGGAGGGGACGGGUUGCUCGACACUACUUGAGCACUGGUUCAAUGGCAUUGUCUCGUGAAGACAUACUGUUGCUGGGUCAAUAUGAUGACUUUCUUGGGAAGAUUUCAACCCAAAGAAUCGAUGGUAAUUGAGAUAGAACUUCACAACUUGGAAAUCUAACUGAGUUAAUAACCUCCUCGUUGAUAUUAUAAUAUGGUCAUUAGCGGAAAAAUGUGGCAUAAUUAUAUGGAUUAGCACCAUAUGAUUCCCUUUACUUUAGAGUGAAAUAUUCAGAGUGACCAGCCUUAUACCACAGCCCAACAGCCACGGGGGAGGAUAGCACAUUGCCUGAUGAAAGGGGUUUCCCGGUGUAGCUAACUUGAGCCAACCUGGGAUAUGAUUUUAUUCAUUCCAUUUCCCUCAUUGUUUAGCCUAUAGUCAUAUUAUGACAAUUGUAUUAUCUUAUAAAAUUAUGCAAGUAUUCGACACUCAUUUUUCUCAA
Messenger RNA from Juglans microcarpa x Juglans regia, 4173 nucleotides. RefSeq lists its product as uncharacterized. The transcript is spliced from 16 exons. The coding region runs from base 167 to 3823 and encodes 1218 amino acids. Gene Ontology annotation, biological process: DNA damage checkpoint signaling; mitotic DNA replication checkpoint signaling; DNA repair. Gene Ontology annotation, molecular function: chromatin binding. NCBI's taxonomy places the organism in Eukaryota, Viridiplantae, Streptophyta, Magnoliopsida, Fagales, Juglandaceae. The record is from RefSeq and is a predicted model, not a curated record.